UGUCUCCGUUGGUGCAGCGAGGACGGCGAAGGCAUCGAGCGAAGGGUGGCGUCUUCGCCUUCGCCCCAACAUUUUCCCUCCGAGGGACCAGUUCGACUAAGUCAUCUGGUGCCGAAGACGUCGCUAGAUGGCAGAGACGCUGCCCUCGCUCGAAGUGGUUCCGCGGGGGUUUUUGACAUGACCGUUGAUUGACGCCGUACUGUUGGAUUGGGGGUUUCCCGAAGCGCCGCGCCCUGUGUAUAAAAGGGGGCGAGGGGCGGCACAUUUUGAACUUUAUCUUUCCACGCUCCGCGAAAACCCUAACUGCCUUCUCAAACCGCUCGCCGCUCGUCUGCCCUCCAUGCACUUGCUCGUCGGAGAUCUGGCCCGUGUGAAGCAGACCGUCCGCCGCCGCCGACGGUACGUAGCGAUGCCGUCCUCUUCUUCUUCUGCUACCGCUACGCCGCCGGCCGAUGCGUCGUCUGAGGAGACGCUGGGCAAUUUGGCGGCAGAGGAGUUGCGCGCCGGCGACACGGUCGAUUUCGACGCAUCGCGGAUGUCCUCGGUUCGCGUGCAAGACAUGCAGCAGCUUGGUUAUUUUGGCGGCGGGGUGGCACGUGUCCCGGGGGCGGAGGAGGUCCCCGAGCCAGAAGGCGAGUUGGUUGACUUCGAGGCGUUCUUCGCCGCUGGUCUUCGUCUGCCCGCGCAUCGAUUCGUGGGAGAAGUCCUGCGCAGAUUCAACGUCCAGGUCCACCAGCUGACGCCGAAUGCCGUGGUGGCCCUGUCAAAAUAUGUCUGGGCAAUGACUUCGUACGGCGAGCAGCCAUCGGUCGAAGUCUUCGUGAAGUAUUAUUGUCUACAUUGGCAGAAAAGGAUGAUCGGAAAUAAGAUUGCUCAAUUUGGGUCCUGUACAUUUACGCCGAAGACCGGCAAGACUUCGAUGGAAGUCAUUGAGUUGGUUCCUUGCGCCCGCAAUAAAUGGGGCAACUGGUAUGAGUUUUGGUUCUACGUUGUCGAGGGCACAGUCGAAGACCAUCCGGGGCUCCCCGUGGCCGAGAUGUGCUCGCAUUAUUACUCAGCAUACCCGCAGUUUGAAGUGGCAGAGGAGGAUGCGGACGAAGGGGCCCUGCGGUGCGCGGCCGGCCUGAGUAGCGGGCGCGAUCUGGUUGAGGAGUUUGUCGCGUAUGGGGUGUGGCCCUUGGCGCGUGGCUGGACGCUGGGCGAAGUAUGCCCUCGCUAGAUGCCUUCCUGUGGUGGGAUGCUGGUGCGAAGUCCCGCCUUCGCACUGGAUUUGCAUAGCCGCGAUCCCGCCGCAUUCGUGCGUGAGGCGGAGGAUGGGGCGGUGCGGAUUGUUGGUCGGUACGUGCCGAAGACGGAGGGCCAGCGUAGCUGGGAUAUACGUGGGUCCAACGAUCGCUUGAAUAGGGUCUUCGAGUUGAACCGUCUGCCGUAUGGCGGUUAUCCCGGGCAAGACGAUGUCGACCGUCGCGGGAAGAAACCGGCGGCAGAGACUGGAGACGACCCCGCGCCGGCGGCCGCCCCAUCCUCUGAGAAGAGGAAGCUAGGUACUGCUACG
Molecule: messenger RNA, 1555 nt
Organism: Zea mays
Lineage: Eukaryota; Viridiplantae; Streptophyta; Magnoliopsida; Poales; Poaceae
Exons: 1
Coding region: 341-1219 (292 amino acids)
Source: RefSeq, a predicted model, not a curated record